Molecule: messenger RNA, 417 nt
Organism: Mycena citricolor
Lineage: Eukaryota; Fungi; Basidiomycota; Agaricomycetes; Agaricales; Mycenaceae
Source: the annotation of a GenBank genome assembly
UGCCGGCGGGAUCUAAUGCUCCUUAUGUCAGGCUCCGCAUCUGCGCACGCGACGCGGGUCGCGACUCACCUUUCCUGCUGCAGUGGUCUGUCCCGUUAAAUAUCUCCCGAAUCUGUUCGACGCCUCUAAUACUGCCUUGUAGCCUGCGAUGUUGGCCAUCGAACUGUGCGCAUCAAACACCUGUGCCCUUGAGAUGCGAGGAAUCUGCUCCAUCGCCAACGCAUUGAUCUUCCGUGAUACAAGGGCAUUCACAAUGCCUUCGUUUUGCCCUGGGUACAAAAACGACACCAGCGUGCUUCCCUCUUUCAUGUUCUCGACUUCCCCGCCCUCCAAGGGCGGGCGCACUUUGAGGAGGAUGUCGGUCGCAGCUAAUAUCUCAUCCUUGGAGGACAAGGUCGCGCCUGCGGCGGUAUAGUC